CUUCUGAUUUGGGUUUUAAUAAGCUCCCAAUUAAAAAAAGACGGUGUCGUGUUGGAACGCUCACACACACAUCUUGAACGGGAAACUCGGAGUCGGAGAUCGUACCGGAGGCCGGAGAACGGCGAUUUGUUUAAUCAACUGCCCUUUCGCUUCUUUUACUCUCGAUUAGCUCUGUAAGCGCAAUAGCGGUUACGCCGGAUUGCAUCUCACGAUUCGUUGAUGUCGGCGUCAUGGCAGUGGGAAAACGCCACCGCCGGCGCCGUAGCUGGAUUCGCCACCGUAGCUGCUGUGCACCCUCUUGAUGUCGUUCGUACGAGAUUCCAAGUCAAUGACGGUAGAUGGUCAAGUCUCCCGACGUACAAGAACACUGCUCACGCUGUAUUCACCAUUGCCCGUCUUGAGGUUUGCGCAAGAAGAAUCUCUCUUACCCUUUUUUUUAAUGGUUUGAGAGGACUUUAUGCAGGCUUCUUCCCUGCUGUUAUCGGUUCUACUGUUUCAUGGGGCUUAUACUUCUUUUUUUAUGGAAGAGCCAAGCAGAGAUAUGCUAAAGGCAGGGACGAUGAGAAACUCAGCCCUGGUCUUCACCUUGCUUCUGCUGCUGAAGCAGGGGCCUUGGUCUGUUUAUGCACAAAUCCGAUUUGGCUUGUCAAAACAAGAUUACAGCUUCAGACACCUCUUCAUCAAACCCAAUCAUACUCCGGCCUAUUAGAUGCCGUUAAAACCAUAGUGAAAGAGGAAGGACCCAGGGCUCUCUACAAGGGUGUUGUCCCUGGUCUGGUACUGCAGGUUUCUCAUGGUGCUAUUCAGUUCACAGCAUAUGAGGAACUUCGUAAAAUCAUUGUGGAUUGGAAAGAAAAGAGAAUAAAGUCGGAAUCCGCUGACAGUUCAUUGAACUCAGGAGAUUAUGCUGCACUUGGUGGCUCCUCCAAAGUCGCUGCAGUUCUUCUUACAUAUCCAUUUCAGGUUAUUCGAGCACGAUUGCAGCAACGACCUGGUACUAACAGAAUUCCAAGAUAUAUAGACAGCUUACAUGUCAUCAGAGAAACCGCGAGAUUCGAAGGUCUCAGAGGUUUCUAUAGGGGACUAACUGCUAAUCUGUUGAAAAAUGUUCCUGCUUCAUCCAUUACAUUCAUCGUCUAUGAAAACGUUCUGAAAUUUCUAAAAAAGCCUCCAACAACAAAAGAUUAGAUCUUUCUCUUCCGGUCUUCACUAUGAUUUCUUAGACUCAACAAAACAGUUGUUGUCACGCCCAAUUCCCUGAAUUAUUCUUUGAUAUACAUACUACACUGUUGCAUUUUGA
Molecule: messenger RNA, 1300 nt
Organism: Camelina sativa (false flax)
Lineage: Eukaryota; Viridiplantae; Streptophyta; Magnoliopsida; Brassicales; Brassicaceae
Product: folate transporter 1, chloroplastic
Biological process (GO): nucleotide transport; transmembrane transport
Source: RefSeq, a predicted model, not a curated record